AUGAAGCUCCUGGUUUCAGUGUUUCUGCUGCUGGCUCUCGGUUAUUUAGCCACAGCUGAAGUUGUGGCGUUUGCUGGAAAAUGCAAUAAGUUCUUUCUCAAGAAACAACCACCCACUGGGCCAGCAGGUCCUCAGUACAGGGAGAUCUGCCAAAAGAGAGAUCCAGCAGGCAAUUAUGAAUUUGCAACGCUCUAUGACACCAGCAACAAGAUCCCUGUCUACUCUGCUUAUAAGUUUCAGUCUAAUGGCGGAUGUUCUAGGGACACACCAUGGUACAUUGAACCGCAGUACAAAAAUGAAUUGAAAUUGUUUUUUAAUCCUCUACAGCUGGAUGACCCGACCAAAGGACCUGAGAUGAAUACUCAGGGCACAGUAACUAAACCCCCAAGAGGCGAUAACCAAGCUCUGAAUGAUGAUUAUGAUGGGAGCGGCUACCAUAGGGGACACCUGGUUCCAGUCUACCACCGAAAUGCCAAGCAAUGCAUAGAUGCCACAUUCACCCUCACAAAUGCUGCCCCACAGUACCCCAAAUUUAACUCAGGAGCUUGGAGGGUAGCAGAGGCAACUGUCGCAAAAACAUUGGAUACUGAUUGCUUGAACCGUGGUUUUAAAGCUUAUAUUAUUACUGGUGUGGUGCCAGGAAAUACAGACAUCAAAGGAAAUAAUCCACCCAACCCUGGGAGUGUUAAUGUUCCUGAUUAUUUCUGGAGCGCCUACUGUUGCGUCGACAACAAUAAAGUACCAGUACCUUCAGUCUUUGGCGCCUACCAUAGGAAGAAUGAUAACAGCAAAAUAGCAACAACAUCAACCACAAUAGCCAACCUGAAUGCUAUGCUCCAGGGAGUCUAUGGCACUGGCUUUAGAGUGUUUGGUAAUAACUGUUGA
Scomber scombrus (Atlantic mackerel) is the source of this 885-nucleotide messenger RNA. RefSeq names its product endonuclease domain-containing 1 protein-like. The transcript has 2 exons. Lineage: Eukaryota; Metazoa; Chordata; Actinopteri; Scombriformes; Scombridae. The coding region runs from base 1 to 885 and encodes 294 amino acids. The record is from RefSeq and is a predicted model, not a curated record. Gene Ontology annotation, molecular function: nucleic acid binding; metal ion binding; hydrolase activity.